This is a messenger RNA of Brassica napus (rape), 1751 nucleotides long. Its product is annotated as NAC domain containing protein 52. Gene Ontology annotation, biological process: regulation of DNA-templated transcription. The record is from RefSeq and is a predicted model, not a curated record. Bases 202 to 1467 code for a protein of 421 amino acids. Lineage: Eukaryota; Viridiplantae; Streptophyta; Magnoliopsida; Brassicales; Brassicaceae. The transcript has 4 exons. Gene Ontology annotation, molecular function: DNA binding.
AAAGAGAAAAAAAUAAUAAUUAAAUUAAUUGGGGGAAAAUGAAAAUGAAAAUGAAAAUCGGAAUCGCAAUCCGAAACAGCCAACAAAUUUCUUGCAAUUGAAGGUAUCUCUUUGGUUUCUUCUCCAGACAAAACCCAUUUGCCUACUUCUCUUUUGCUCUUCACAAGAACCCCUCAGUAACAAAGUACUGUCUUUGUCCUAAUGGGUCGCGAAUCUGUGGUUGCUGUGUCUUCUCCGGCGACUGCGCCGGGUGCUGUUGUGGCGGCGACGGCGCUUGCUCCUGGGUUUCGAUUUCACCCGACUGAUGAGGAGCUUGUGAGCUAUUACUUGAAGAGAAAGGUUCUGGGGAAGCCUGUGCGGUUCGAUGCGAUUGGGGAGGUUGAUAUCUACAAGCACGAGCCUUGGGACUUAGCAGUGUUUUCGAGGUUGAGGACAAGGGACCAGGAAUGGUACUUCUACAGCGCGUUAGACAAGAAGUACGGUAACGGCGCUAGGAUGAACCGAGCUACUAACAAAGGCUACUGGAAAGCGACUGGCAAAGAUAGAGAGAUCCGCCGUGACGUUCAGAUCCUCGGUAUGAAAAAGACUCUAGUCUUCCACAGCGGUCGUGCCCCGGACGGGCUCCGUACCAAUUGGGUUAUGCACGAGUAUCGUCUUGUGGAUUAUGAAACUGAAAACAAUGGGAACUUGGUGCAAGAUGCGUAUGUGCUGUGUAGAAUAUUUCACAAGAAUAACAUUGGGCCACCUAGUGGGAACCGAUACGCACCGUUCAUAGAAGAGGAGUGGGCUGAUGAUGGUGUAACUCUUAUCCCAGGAGUAGACGUUAGUCUCAGGGCAGAGCCGUUGCCAUUAGCCAAUGGAAACAACCAGAUGAGCCAGAACUCUAUCCAGUCACCAAGCAAGGACUUCAUUAACAUCAACGAGCCACCAAGAGAGACUACUACUCCAAUGGAUAUCGAAGUCAACCAUAAGAAUAACCAUUGUGAUGAAGAAGAAGAGGAAGCACUCAAACGUGAGGAGGCAGAUGAAGAUCAUGAGCGUCCUCCUCCUCCUUUAUGCAUUCUCAACAAAGAAGCUCCGUUACCUCUCCUCCAAUACAAACGCAGACGCCAAAACGAUUCAAGCAGGACCACACAGGACCACUGCUCGUCCACAACAACAACCGUCGACAACACACCAACCGCUGCUGUGGCCACCAACACGGCCAUCUCUGCGUUGCUCGAGUUCUCUCUCAUGGGCAUCUCCGAGAAGAAAGAAAACCAUCAACCUCCUCUUACUCCACUUCCAUCUCCUGAAGAGAAGGUGAAUGAUCUCCAGAAGGAGGUUCACCAGAUGUCUGUUGAGAGAGAGACAUUCAAGCUUGAGAUGAUGAGUGCAGAGGCUAUGAUCAGUAUUCUCCAGUCCAGGAUCGAUGCUCUGCGUCAGGAGAACGAUGAGCUCAAGAAGAACAACGCUAAUGGACACUAAAUGCUCUAAAAACCCCAUCUCUCCAGGUGUCUUCUUUGCUUUUUUUAGCUGUAAUCUCCCUAAAAUAUUGUGAGCUAUCUAUGUAGCUUCUUCAGACGGAUUGAGAACCGUGUAAAAUUAGGAUAAACCGGGACCGGUUUGGUUUUUUUUUUCUGAUGGGUUCUACAUCUUUUGAGAACAUUCUCAGGUUGCUCCAUUGUCAUAUAUUAUCAUCUAAGUCUAUUCAGUUAAGAACUCUCUGUAAUCUGUUUCAAGGAAUGUUCAAUCUAUAUGAUUAAGUGCUU